UGUGUGUGUGUGUGUGAGUGAGAGAGAGUGUGUGUGAGUGAGAGAGAGUGUGUGUGUGUGUGAGUGAGUGAGAGAGAGUGUGAGUGAGGGAGAGUGUGAGUGAGUGAGUGAGAGAGAGUGUGAGUGUGAGAGAGAGUGUGUGUGUGUGUGUGUGUGAGUGAGUGAGAGAGAGUGUGAGUGUGAGUGAGAGAGACCCAGAGCUGAUGUGAAACUCCUCUCCGUGUAAAGGUUAACGGAUGCUGCCUCCUGUGCGAUGGACGUCUCUCAGAUGACACCACUGUCCUCAGCCCCGACGCUCAGGGCAUGGUGAUCGCAGUCAGGUGGCGUUUUGCCGGAGCCGAGCGGGCCUGAGGAGGAGAGUCAGGAAGCAGAAGGCGUGAUCGAGGAAGAGAGAUACAGGGGGCGUGAGGACACCAUGGGCCAGUGUGUGAAUAAAUGUAAGAACCCCACAUCCUCUCUGGGCAGCAAAAGUGGCGAAAAGGAUGCUGGGAAGUCCCAUGGCAAAAAAGGAAGUGGAGGAGGAGGUGGGCCCAGAGAGGAGGCCAAAUUUCCUGCCGAUGUCAAUGGCACCAAGUCACCAGAGGUCACCACAGACACAUCUACGACCACGCACUUCUCUGAUGUGAGGAGGGAAGAGACUGCACAAGACGGAGAGGUGCUUUCGAUGGCUCGGAUAGAUGAGAUGUUUAUGCAUUAUAAGGACGAGCAUGAGGACGCCAUUUUGGAAGAAGGAAUGGAGCGUUUUUGUAACGACCUGCACGUGGACCCAGCCGAGUUCAAGGUCCUGGUGCUCGCCUGGAAGUUUCAGGCUGCCACCAUGUGCAAGUUCACAAGACAUGAGUUUGUGGAGGGCUGUAAGGCAAUCCGUGCUGAUUCUGUUCAGGGGAUCUCUCAACGUUUUUCAGCCAUGUUAGAUGAGUGUCGCUCUGAGGAGAACUUUAAGGACUUGUAUCGCUUCACGUUCCAGUUUGGGCUGGACUGCGGCGAGGGCCAGCGUUCGCUGCAGCGCUGCAUUGCCAUUGCCCUCUGGAGGCUGGUGUUCACACAGGACAUGCCGCCCGUGCUUGAUCGCUGGCUCCGUUUCCUGUCGGAGAACCCAUGUGGUGUGCGUGGCAUCUCACGCGACACCUGGAACAUGUUCCUCAACUUCACACAGAGCGUCGGGCCUGACUUAAGCAACUACAGUGAGGACGAGGCCUGGCCCAGUCUCUUUGACUCCUUUGUGGAAUGGGAGAACGACCGGCACAGGAGGGAACAGGAUCAGCAAGAGACAGAGGGAGAGAGUGGGAACACGGAAUUCACCACUGAGUCCGUGAAAUGAAUGAAACACCGGGCUGGGAGCGUACAGGAGAACACAGAGUCCCUGAGAGUGCAGCAUGAUGGGAAAACAUGGGGCAAGAACCGAUAACCACCCAGCGUGGGCCCCAAUCACCAAUCGGCAUGGCACCGCACAGCAUGAUGGGAAACUGUGAAGCACUGGGAUGGAUGUGAAGAGUAUUAUACACAGAACCCUUACUCCUAUGUGUGAUGAUCUGAAGCUAAUGGUCAUUUUUGGUCAUAUUUUUAGGCUUCACUGUAAACAUAACAGAUGUCUUCUGCUCCCUUUGACAUAUUUUAUCAAAAGGGCUCCAGAAAAACUAAAUUGUGUUUUUAGCACUUCUAUUUAAGUUAUUGUUUCUGUUUCUUUUAAAUUUUGCGGUAUUUUUUAAAAACUAGUUUUUAACUAUUCUCACACCGAGCAUCAGACGUGUCCCAGACGUCUGGCACCAUGGCAGCAGUGUGACCUUUGACCUUAUAUUGCUUAUAAAAGAAGGGAAAUCUGUUCAAUAUUUACACAAUGAUGUGAGGAUGAGGGAGAGAUCAGGGCAGGGCUUUAACGGUUAACUCCAGCACAUGGCAUCUUUCUCUUCUUCACCGUCUCUUUCUCUCUCGCUCUGGAACUGAACGCAGGUUUAUUUGCAGUUGAAGGUCAGCGUAUCUGCUCUGAUGUUUGCGCUUUACAGUUUUUCUCUUGCAGUGAUUUCAUUUUCUCUGGUUUUAUAUAAAGAUGCUGCAGUUUAUAACUAAUAAAAACGUGUGAAAUUGGGCAGUGGACCACA
Molecule: messenger RNA, 2099 nt
Organism: Tachysurus vachellii
Lineage: Eukaryota; Metazoa; Chordata; Actinopteri; Siluriformes; Bagridae
Gene: dcun1d3
Product: defective in cullin neddylation 1 domain containing 3
Exons: 4
Coding region: 416-1321 (301 amino acids)
Biological process (GO): protein neddylation; positive regulation of ubiquitin-protein transferase activity
Cellular component (GO): ubiquitin ligase complex
Molecular function (GO): cullin family protein binding; ubiquitin conjugating enzyme binding; ubiquitin-like protein binding
Source: RefSeq, a predicted model, not a curated record